AGCGGGUCAAAGAUGGCGGAAGGCGGGGAGGCAGGGCCGGGCGAGCGCGACAGGUCCUCGGGGCCCCGGCCCCCGAGCGCGCGGGACUUGCAGUUGGCCUUGGCAGAACUGUGUGAGGAUGAAGCGAAACGCAAAUCUUCCAAAUCUGAUAGACCUAAAGCUUCAAUCUUUAAAAGCCCACGAACCCCACCUCAAAGGUUCUAUUCAAGUGAGCAUGAAUACAGUGGGUUACAUAUAGCUCGACCUUCAACUGGGAAAAUUGUGAAUGAACUUUUCAAAGAGGCAAGGGAACAUGGGGCUGUCCCUCUGAAUGAAGCCACAAGAGCUUCAGGUGAUGACAAAUCUAAGUCUUUUACAGGCGGAGGGUACAGAUUGGGUAAUUCCUUUGGUGAGCAGUCUGAGUACAUCUAUGGGGAAAACCAGCUGCAAGAUGUUCAGGUUUUGCUUAAAUUGUGGAGCAAUGGGUUCAGUUUAGAUGAUGGAGAACUGAGACCUUACAACGACCCAACAAAUGCUCAGUUUCUGGAAUCUGUUAAGAGAGGAGAAAUUCCGCCAGAGCUUCAGCGACUGGUUCAUGGUGGCCAAGUGAACUUGGAUAUGGAGGACCAUCAGGAUCAAGAAUACAUCAAACCCAGAUGGAGGUUCAAGGCUUUUAGUGGAGAAGGACAAAAACUCGGAAGCCUUACACCUGAAAUCGUCAGUACGCCUUCCUCACCAGAAGAGGAGGAUAAGUCAAUACUUAAUGCAGUUGUUCUUAUCGAUGAUUCAGUGCCAACAACAAAGAUUCAAAUCAGGCUGGUAGAUGGGAGUCGUUUGAUACAAAGAUUCAAUAGUACACACAGGAUCCUGGAUGUUCGGGAUUUCAUUGUACAGUCCCGCCCUGAAUUCGCAGCUCUUGACUUUAUUCUCGUGACUUCAUUUCCAAACAAAGAGCUAACAGAUGAAAGCCUGACACUACAAGAAGCAGAUAUUCUUAACACUGUGCUACUCCAGCAACUAAAAUGAUGCUGCUUCUCCUGUUCAUGCGGUCACAUAGGACAGGGAUAAUGUGCCAUAUUUAAUAAGGAAAACUUUCUUUUAAAAAUGCCAAAUUGUUUUUAUUAUUUAUACAGAUACUUUUUGGUUUUACUCUUAUUCUAUCCUCCAACCUUAGCAUAAAUGAAUUUGGACUGGGAAUGGAUCUCAAGAUAAAUGUGUUGAAUUUUUAGUUGUAGGGCCAGCUUAUAUUCAUAGGUUUUAAAUAUCCAGUCAAACCAAUUUGUGACAUGCUCAGUGUUAAUGUAACAACAUAUGUUGGCAGUGAAAAUGAACAAAACUCCAUUUUGAUAAACUUGGUGAAAUUUACACUGAAAUUUCUUCAUGCUGCAUUGAUCAAGAGCCAUUAAGGAAUCUUCUGAUCAAAUAUUUUGAAAAAAAUUUUUGUAACAUAUACUAAAGAGUAUCUGUAUUCUGAUUUUUGAAAUGCUCUGAUCAUAUGAUGAUUAUUUCUCCUAUUAAGAUAUUAUACGUCUUUUUGCUGAUUUAGCUAUAUUACUGUAUCAAGAAAACAGAGUUUGGCCUUGUAUUUUACAGAACUAUGAACAUCCCAACCUAGAAACAGACAUAACAGUCAGCAGUCUUGAGAUGUGGUCAACAGCACUCUAACACAGAGAAAUGACAGUCCCUCUCAGAGCCUGCCUGAUCACAUGCAUUUAUUUGUUCAACACCUUUCUGGGAAAGGGGUCCCCACCCCGCCAGGCCGCAUACCUGGCCCAGACCAUGGUCUGCUAGGAACUGGGCCCCACAGCGGGAGGCGAGCCACAGGCAAAGGAGUGAAGCCUUGUUCGUGUUACCCUUCACCACCUGUCCCAGCCCACCCCCAACCCCCACCCCCCACCCCAUCUUCCACAGACCCAGUGCCUGGUGCCAAAACGGUUGGAGUCCCCUGUUUAGGGGACCCACUGUAGAUAUUAAACACUAUUCGAAGUGUCAACACCAGAAUGUAUUCUACUCCAGAACAAAACAAGUGUAGGAAUAAAGGAAUGUCAAUUCUGUCGGGCUGCCUGGAUCUAAAGAAUGGCCAGCAGGAGUGUUCGCACUUCUGCUGAAGCCAGGUAUUUCCUGGAUGAGGCGGGCUAUGUCAGGAAUGAUAGAAAAGCUUUUUUUCUUCCCAGAGACCACUUCAUCUUGGUCACCACUCCUGAUUAGUAUUCUGUUGCUGCUGAUAACGGGUGACUACGAACUUGGUGGCCCAUAACAGCACAGGCUCAUUACCUCCCAGUUCUUCAGGUUAACCUAGCCUCGCUGGGCUGGUAUGAAGGUGCUGACAGGACUGCCUUGCUUUCUGGAGACUCCGGAGGAUGCAUUUCCUGGCCUUUUCAGCUUCUAGAGGCCACUUGCAUUCCUUGGCCUGUGGCCCUCCGUCCCCGUCUUUAAAGCCAGCAACAUUGUAUCUUUCUGACUUUUCUCUGUCAUUUUAUUUCUGUGACAAUAGCCAGGAAAGGUUCUCUGCUUUCAAGGACUCGUGAUUAGAUUGGGUCCACUAGGUCUCCAGGAUUAUUUUCCCAUCAUAAAGUCUGUAGGAACCUUAACCACAUCUUUAAAUUCUCUUUUACCGUGCAAAGUACCGUAUCACAGGUUCCUCUGGAGGCUCCCGGAGUGAGUCUGUGCUUUGCCUCUUCCAGCUUGUAGAGGCUGCUGGCAUCCCCUCGCCGAUCUUCGCGUCCCUGUCCCUCCAGUCUGCUUCUGUUCUUACCCCUGUUACUACCAACUUUAGUUCCGCUUUUCUCUUUUAAGGAUCUUUGUGAUUACAUUUAGUUUACAUAGAUAAUCCAGGAUAAUCUCAUUUCAAAAUGUUUAAUACGACAUCUGCACAACUCGCAGAUUUGAAGAUUGGACUAUGAGUAUUUUAGAGGCCGGGGCUGGGGGGUACUCUCUGUUCACCAGUUUACUCCUGCCUCAAAACUUCACAUCCACCCCAAAAAGUCAUCCCAGACAGAGGUGCUCAGAAAUCUCAGACCAUUACAGCAUCAGCUUCAAGUGCAGCAUCUUAUCUGAAUCUCACUGAAAAAUCCCAAAUCUCAUUUAAAGCAUUUAAGUCAGGUAUGAGUGGGGACCUGUGUAUGAUUCCUGAAACACAGUUCCCCUCCACCUGAGACCCUAGAACCAGUGAUUUUUUUCCAAAAUAUGAAGACAGGACAGGCAUAGAAUGACAGUUACAGAUAUUCCCAUUCAAAAAAUCAGAAAACGAAUGGAAAAAGGAUGCACCAGUGCCAAGGAACUUAGAAAUUUAGUUAGGUGCACUCUGUCGAGUCAGCCUGGGACUGGUGUUCUGUGACGGACAGCACCGUCCUCUGGGCUCAAGGCUUCCUCUGCGUCCUCACCUUUUUCAUGAAAGGUAGCGUGUGUUUGCAGCCAAAUAGUUUCAUCAACUUGUUUCCUGUCUGGAAAUCUGGGAGGUCCGAUUACCUGCCAUUUCAUAUACACUCUGCACCUUUUAGUUGAAGCGGGUGCUGUCUGCUGGAUCUUCUGUGUGUUACAGGAUUCACUAUAGACUAAAGGCUCCUCCACCUGAAUUUUUCUAAAUAAGUAACUCCAUCUCUGAUUUUGUUCUGAGAUGGCUGAGGGUCUAUAAGUCACACUCCAGAUCUCUUCAAAGAGCCUCUUGUGUGACCGAACACUCAGGCCUUUGCAUCUGACCGAGGUAUUAGCAAAAGUUGUGCAGCCGCCCUCUUGCCCCUUUCCCCAGAGCAGGCUUUCCAGAAUCUCGUAAUCUUAAUGUCUUUUGCCGUUUGGGUAGGCCAAGAAUUUUCAAGUCAUCAAGUCCUAUUUGUAUUUAACAGUUGUUCCCUCAGUUUAUCUCCCCUCACAUUUUACUUUCAUCUGCAAGAAGGAAGCCAGCCUCACCUUCUGCACUUUGCUUAGAAAUCUCUUUAGCUAACCAAACUAAGUUCACUACUUAAAAUUUCUGCUUUUCACAGAACUGCAGGGCACCAGCUAAGCUUUUGGCCAGUAACUGUCAUCUCUUUUCCUGUAGUUUCCAACAGCAUGCUCCUCACUUCCCUCUGAGCCCUCCCAGGCGUCACCGAGCCCUGACCGACCGUGUUAAAGGCAGUCUUGGCUUUUCUGUGUCGGGCUCUUAGAAUGUCUUCCAGCACCUACUCAGCAGUUCCAAAGCCACUUCUGUCAUUUCAGGGCAUUGUUGCGGCAGCGCCCCACUUCCAGGUAUCUAGAAAACUUUUUCGCCUGCUUGCUGCCAGUUGCCAUGAAUGUGCCAACAAGAGAUUUCGAAUUCUUCACCUUUCUCAGGGGGCCCUGGUUUUAAGGCAGUGGCUUUACCUGUGUCUCGGGUUUGAAUACCGGGAGUGCUACCAGAAUUUCCGCCUGUGGAAGUGUUGACCACACCACCACAAAGACAACUUUCUCGGAGUGUCGUAUUAGAGAGUAAGAUUAUUCCUAAGUCUCCUCAGGAUAGUACACCCUGUUUCUUCCCACUCAUUGCAAACAACUUGGAAAAUAUAUAAAUAAUAGUUUAAAGAAUGAGUCUCAGUUCAGAAAGUUGACAAGGGAUACACUGCAUUUUCUCAGGAGCAAAAUCAUCUUCCUUAAGGAAAUGUGCUAUUGGAACAAAUGAGCAUUUUACCUAAAAGGGCGUUGUUCUGCUUUGAAUUAACAAAAUGAGGGUGGGGGAGAAUAGCCAAACCCUGUAAAAUUACUUGAAAUUUUAUUCUUAUAGUUGACUUUUAUCAAUUAUGCGCGCAUACAGAACAACUGCCAUUUUUGUACACAGCAGUCUUCCAAAAUGCAGAGAUUUACAUUAGGAGAGAGAAUUAAACAGAAGGGAUGAACGAAGCUUACAUGAACUACAUAGUAUUUUGCAUCAUUCAGAGUCAUUUUCCUGGUUUCUUUUUACUUCUGCAGUCAUGGUAACUGAAAAUCUGUAAUCCUCUCAGAAAAGAGUUUGUCACAGCAGUGAGGCGACUGUGCGUGAAAUCGGUUGUUUGCAUGACAUAUGUAAUCACAAACUUUUCAAGUGUCUGCUUACCAAUAAAGAAUGUUUUCACAGAAA
This is a messenger RNA of Artibeus jamaicensis (Jamaican fruit-eating bat), 5047 nucleotides long. RefSeq names its product UBX domain protein 2B (gene UBXN2B). Gene Ontology annotation, cellular component: nucleus; cytosol. Gene Ontology annotation, biological process: proteasome-mediated ubiquitin-dependent protein catabolic process; autophagosome assembly; membrane fusion. Bases 13 to 1005 code for a protein of 330 amino acids. Gene Ontology annotation, molecular function: ubiquitin binding. The record is from RefSeq and is a predicted model, not a curated record. Lineage: Eukaryota; Metazoa; Chordata; Mammalia; Chiroptera; Phyllostomidae. The transcript is spliced from 8 exons.